CCCAUGUCCCAAUCGGCUAGCUCCUCUUCUUCUUGUUCUUCACUAAUCAGGCCUCGCUUUUCUGGGCUAUCACUAUUCCCAGUUGGGUUGGGUUGGGUUGAGUUGAAGAACACCGUCAUUUUGGAACUGGGCUCUGCCCGAUUGGACCAGAGCCAGAAGCAGCGGGCCAAUCAGGCGACGGACAAGGGAUAAGGGAUAAGGUGGUGUUGGUGACGAGUGAUAAAUCUUAAACCCUAGAUUCUUUUGGCCCUUUGUAUGGUUGAUAGAAGAAAUCGAGGAUAGAGGGUCAAAAAAAAAGAUAAGCGAAAAAAAACCCAAUUGGAGCUCCUCCAAUGGCGACGCCGCCGGUGAAAGUGUAUGGCCCACCCCUGUCGACCGCCGUCUCGAGGGUUCUAGCUUGUGUAAUUGAGAAGGACGUGGCCUUUGAGCUCGUCAACGUCAACAUGGCCAAAGGCGAGCACAAGAGCCCCGAUUUCCUCAAGAUCCAGCCCUUCGGCCAAGUCCCAGCCUUCCAAGACGAAACCAUUUCCCUCUUCGAAUCCAGAGCCAUAUGCCGUUACAUAUCGGAAAAACACUCGGAGAAGGGAAACAAGGGGCUCUACGGGACGAACCCACUGGAGAAGGCGUCGAUAGAGCAGUGGCUGGAGGCGGAGGCGCAGAGCUUCAACCCACCGAGCUCGGCGCUGGUGUUUCAGCUGGCCUUCGCGCCGCGGAUGAAAAUCAAGCAAGACGAGGGAUUGAUCAAGCAGAACGAGGAGAAGCUGGCGAAGGUGUUGGAGGUUUACGAGAGGCGGCUGGGCGAGAGCCGGUACUUGGCGGGCGACGAGUUCACUUUGGCCGAUCUCUCGUACCUGCCCAACGCGCACUACUUGGUGAACGCCACCGACAGGGGGGAGCUCAUCACGUCAAGGAAGAAUGUGGAUAGGUGGUGGGAGGAGAUAUCGAGCCGGGCGUCGUGGAAGAAGGUGGUUGAGUUGCAGAACUCGCCGCCUCCGGCGAGUGCUUGAAUUCGGCGCCGGUGGGCGGCUGAUUGAGUUCUUGGAAGUUGAGAUUUUCUUAUCUCCGAUGAUGUUGCUUUGACCAACGCUUGAGCGCUUCUAAUAAUUGCGGUUGUUGCAAAUCAA
This is a messenger RNA of Diospyros lotus (date-plum), 1124 nucleotides long. RefSeq names its product glutathione S-transferase F10-like. Bases 333 to 1007 code for a protein of 224 amino acids. Gene Ontology annotation, cellular component: cytoplasm. The record is from RefSeq and is a predicted model, not a curated record. The transcript has 2 exons. Lineage: Eukaryota; Viridiplantae; Streptophyta; Magnoliopsida; Ericales; Ebenaceae. Gene Ontology annotation, molecular function: glutathione binding; glutathione transferase activity.